Messenger RNA from Notolabrus celidotus (New Zealand spotty), 2142 nucleotides. RefSeq lists its product as uncharacterized. NCBI's taxonomy places the organism in Eukaryota, Metazoa, Chordata, Actinopteri, Labriformes, Labridae. The record is from RefSeq and is a predicted model, not a curated record. Bases 228 to 1295 code for a protein of 355 amino acids. The transcript is spliced from 8 exons. Gene Ontology annotation, cellular component: membrane.
AAAACAAAGCGUGGACCAGCCGGCCGCACGGAAGUGGUCUAGUGUCGGUAGCAUAGUAUGUUAGAAAUGAGGGCUGCUACCCAUCUAAAAUUCAGUUAGCUCCAUUGAAAGAUAUUUUUUAUUAUUUAUUAACAGUUAUUUAUUGUGAAUAAUAGUAUUCCCAUAUCGGAUGAACUAAAGUAAACCAAGCUAGCGUGCCUGUUGUAGCUUUACGCAUACAAGCAGCCAUGCCGCCCUACUCUGAACUGAGGAAAACCAACUACUUCUACUACUUCAUCAAAUUCACCUUAAAUAUAUACUCUAUGCUCUUCUCGCUAAUGGGCCUCUGUGUACUAUGUGUGGGGGUCUACGCUGAAGUGGAGAGGCAGAAGAAUAGAACCCUGGAGGGCCUUUUUCUAGCUCCUGCUGUGGUUCUGAUCCUGCUGGGCCUGGUGAUGUUUACGGUGUCGGUGGUGGGCAUGGUUGGAUCGCUAAGGGACAACAAGACGCUGCUUCACAUGUUCCUCUGUGUUCUCUGCGUGCUGCUACUCCUCCAGGCGAUUGCUCUCACCACGGCUCUCAUCUUUGAAAAGAAGACAUCCGCCUUGUUCCAGAGCAGCAUAAGAGAAGGAAUCAAACACUACUACGACGAUCUGGACUUCAAGAACAUCCUGGACUAUGUGCAACAAAAGUUUUCAUGCUGUGGAGGGGACGAUUUUAAGGACUGGGGUGUUAACCAGUAUCAUUUCUGCAAUGGUACGGGUCCACUGGCCUGUGGGGUUCCUUAUACCUGUUGUGUUCAUCGUAAGGAGGUGGGAGAGGUCAUCAACACUCUAUGUGGCUACAACACUCUGAGUCAGCAGCGUGAAACCCUACACGAGUUGAUCCACGUGCGAGGCUGCAUCCACGCAGUCAACCUCUGGAUGAGCGACAACAUUGGAAUAACCACUGCUCUCUGCUGCGCUAUUGGGCUACCUCAGCUGCUGGGCAUCAUUCUGAGUUGCGUCUUCUGGAACCUCCUGGUGGACAUGAGCCAGUCGGCCGACAUGGUGGACUUCAAGCUGAAGAAGUCUGAGGUUAAUUACAGCGAGCUGGACCUCGCAGGGGCGGGCUGGUGUAUGUGCUUGCCAAGGGAUGGUGGCUACCUUCCAGUACCUGCCUCUGAGCCUGACCUGGACCCCAUCGACGCUCAUCUAGAGAAGCUGAAAAAGCAGCCGACCCGCACGCACGCUCAGCUCAGAGAGAUGCAGCAGUCUAGAUCAACGACCGGGCUGGAUGAGGUAGACAUUGUCCGGAAGCAGAAAAGGGAACACUGAGCGCUCUUUUUGCCUUUGGGUUUUUUGCCUUUUUUUUCAUUGUAAUCAAUUGUUGAGUUGUGGUGCAUUAUAUUAUGGUUGCUUGUGUCAGUCAUUGGAACAAGAGACAUUCGGGCAAAUAAAGAGAUCAAAGUUCUUCGGCACUUUGUGCCAAAUUUACAACUGUGCAACACUGGGCUUCUAAAAAAAAAACAUCCUUUGUCUUGUUUGUAACGGUGGAUAUUCAAGCAUUUAUCGAAUCACACUUAAUUUAUUUAAUUUUUAGCCUUUCAAAAUGAGAUAUGUCUCAUGUGCUAAAGCAUACCUCAGGCUGUUUGAAGAUAGCCCAGUAGUCCGAGCACAGUAUGUGGUGUCUAAGGUAACGGUAGCUUGGAGAUGUUUAAAGUGUCUGAGAAGUAGGAUUAGCCACGUUUGUCUUGAGUGUAGCAUCUGUGUCAGGUGUGUACAGCUAGUGCAUUACUUUGUUUUCUAUGAUUUUAAAUUUAAUUUAAAAUUUGAUUAUGUGCAAUCAGUGUACAGUGUAAGACUGAUAGUUGGUGAAUAACAUGGGAUGCAUGUUUUGUACUGCAUAUGAAGAAAAUAAAAAAUAAAGGUAAAAAAUAAGUUUACAUGUUAGGCUCUCAUCAGGGGGGCUUUAGUCUUUUCCAUUUUUAAACUUCACUUUUUAUUCCAUCUUUUAAUGUAUAAAGCAAAGGGAUCAUCAAACUACAAACCCGUGAAAAGCUCAUCGAAAAUGUUUUUCUUCUUUUUUGGUAUUAAACUUGUGCACUGUUUUUAGCUUCCCCCUAGCUGCUGCCUUGUAUCAGCACUACUAUCCCUGUCAAUAAAGCCGAAUUUGUGUACUGAG